AUGUCCAUCGCAAUUGAGAAGAUCCUCGCCGCCAACCCCGCAACAUCGCGGGGCCAGCCUACCCAGCUGUCCACCGACCCCAAGGGCGAGAGGAUAGCAUAUGCCUCUGGCAAAUCCAUCUUCCUCCGCUCCAUCGACAACCCCGCCGAGUGCAAGCAGUACACCGGCCACACGACCAACACGACCGUAGCCAGGUUCAGCCCGUCCGGGUUCUAUGUAGCCUCCGGUGAUGUUGCCGGCACGGUCCGCGUCUGGGACGCCGUCGAGGCCGUCAACACCAAGGGCGAAUACCACAUCAUCUCCGGCCGCAUCAACGACAUUGCCUGGGACGGCGAUUCCCAGCGCAUCAUCGCUGUUGGAGACGGCCGCGAGCGCUUCGGUCACUGCAUAACCGCCGACAGCGGCAACAGCGUGGGUGAGGUCAGCGGCCACAGCAAGGUCAUCAAUGCGGUCGCCAUCCGGGGCAUGAGGCCGCUGCGGGCUGCCACCGUCAGUGAUGACAUGGCCAUGUGCUUCUUGCACGGCGCACCGUUCAAGUUCAACAGCAAGCACAGCGGUGUGCACAAGGGUUUUGUGUUUGGGGCUGCAUUCUCCCCCGACGGAAACCACCUGGUCACGGUCGGCGCAGACAAGAAGAUCCAGCUAUACGACGGCAAGACGGGCGAGCCGACCAAGAGCUUCGGAGAGGGCGAGCACACGGGCAGCAUCUUUGCCGUCAGCUGGGCCAAGGACAGCAAGAAGCUGGUGACUGCCAGCGCGGAUCAGACCGUCAAGGUGUGGGACGUCGAGGCCGGCAAGUCGACCCAGACCUGGAAGCUGGGCGGCGGCGUGAGCAUCCCCGACCAGCAAGUGGGUGUGGUGUGGCCGCAUGGACGAUCCGAUGGGCUGAUUAUCAGCUUGAACCUGGAUGGUGAUCUGACGUACUUCCACGAGGGCAAGCCCGAACCCGUCAAGGUGGUUCAGGGACACAACAAGAGCAUCACCGCCAUGGGUGCCGAUUCCGAGGGCAAGGGGUCAAAGCUGUGGACCGGAAGCUUUGAGGGCAGAGUGCUGAACUGGGAUAUUUCGUCGGGUGUUGGUGCCGUUGUUGAUGGCCAGAGCCACACGAACCAAGUCAGCCAAAUUGCCUCGAGUUCUGGCAGUGGAUACAGUGUUGGUUGGGACGACACUCUUCGAAUCAUUGACGAGUCGGCCAACACAUUUGCCGGCGAGUCGAUCAAGCUGUCAGCACAGCCGAAGGGCGUUGCCUCUACAGAGGGCAAGACUUACGUAGCUACCGCAUCGGGGAUCGAAAUCUACACCAAGGGCUCAUUGGCGGGCAAGCUCGACAUCUCUGAUGCCCAACCCACUUCCAUCGCCGCCCAUGGAUCUCUGGUGGCCGUCGGCCUUAGCAACAACGCAGUGCGAGUCUACAAGGCAGACUCUUCCAGCAACCUUGCGCAAUGCUGCGAGGCCAAGAACAGCACUGCUCAGAUCUCGGCGGUGGCGUUCUCGCGGGAUGGUUCGCACCUGGCAGCGGGCAAUUCUUCUGGCAAGAUCUUCGCUUACAAGACUUCGGACCUGUCGAUUGCUACCGAUCGUUGGUCCGCCCACACCGCGAGGGUUACUAGCAUCUCGUGGAAUGAGGCGGGCACGCAUGCUGUGAGCGGUGCGCUUGACACCAAUGUCUUCGUAUGGAGUCUUGCCAAGCCUGGCAGUCGUGUCAAGGCCCUCAACGCUCACAAGGACGGCGUAAACGCGGUGGCUUGGCUUUCUGGGGACAGGGUGGCCAGCACGGGUGGUGACGCUGCUGUUAAGAUUUGGAGCACCUCUGGACUGUAA
Neoarthrinium moseri is the source of this 1821-nucleotide messenger RNA. RefSeq lists its product as uncharacterized. Gene Ontology annotation, molecular function: actin filament binding. The transcript is spliced from 2 exons. The record is from RefSeq and is a predicted model, not a curated record. Gene Ontology annotation, biological process: actin filament depolymerization; positive regulation of actin filament depolymerization. Gene Ontology annotation, cellular component: cortical actin cytoskeleton. Lineage: Eukaryota; Fungi; Ascomycota; Sordariomycetes; Amphisphaeriales; Apiosporaceae. Bases 1 to 1821 code for a protein of 606 amino acids.